CUAAGGAUCACCGCCCAGCUUGAGCCACGCCAGACAUCCCAGGAGGAUCCUCUAGCACAGACUGCGUAGACGGGGAAGCGCUCCGUGGCCACAGGGACCGUCGCCGGGUCGUCCUCCGAGAGUCCUGAGCAGCGCUGUGCUGGGGGAGCUGCACUUAGGUGCUGUCGGCAGGAGUGGGAGAGCCCCUGAAGCUGUGUGAACGUGCCCUGCCCCCGGUGCGGAUCCGGUGUUGUCCUUGGUCCUGUGGGGAUCUGCCGGCCUGCUUCUGUGCGAGGAGAGGGCUGCUGCCGCUCCAGUGUCUUGUGGUAAAGAAGUUAAUUGAGCCUAUGCGUGUUCCUUAUUUUUUGCUCAAACUUGAUCAAGCAGGUUUCUCAGGAGAGCAAGCUUCAACAGGCAGUGAAAAUGAACAGCUCGGAGGACCUCCCCACGUCUUACGACUUCGACCUCAUCAUCAUCGGUGGAGGCUCUGGCGGCCUAGCGGCUUCUAAGGAGGCAGCCAAAUAUGGUAAGAAGGUGAUGGUCUUAGAUUUUGUCACUCCAACUCCUCUUGGAACUAGAUGGGGUCUUGGAGGAACGUGUGUGAACGUGGGCUGCAUACCUAAAAAACUGAUGCACCAGGCGGCUCUGUUAGGACAAGCCCUGCAGGACUCUCGCAACUACGGGUGGAAGGUCGAGGACGCAGUUAAACAUGACUGGGAGAAGAUGACGGAAGCCGUGCAGAACCACAUCAGCUCCCUGAACUGGGGCUACCGAGUAGCUCUUCGGGAGAAGAAGGUCGUCUACGAGAACGCUUAUGGCCAGUUCAUUGGUCCUCACAGGAUUAAGGCAACAAAUAUUAAGGGCAAAGAAAAGAUUUAUUCAGCAGAGCGAUUCCUUAUUGCUACUGGUGAAAGACCGCGCUACUUGGGCAUCCCCGGUGACAAAGAGUAUUGCAUUAGCAGUGAUGAUCUUUUCUCCUUGCCUUACUGCCCGGGCAAGACCCUGGUGGUCGGAGCGUCCUACGUCGCUUUGGAAUGUGCGGGAUUCCUGGCCGGCAUCGGUUUAGACGUCACCGUGAUGGUCCGGUCCAUUCUUCUCAGAGGAUUUGACCAGGACAUGGCCAACAAAAUUGGUGAACACAUGCAGGAGCAUGGCAUCAAGUUCAUAAAACAGUUUGUACCAAUUAAAAUUGAACAAAUUAAAGCAGGGACCCCAGGCCAGCUGAAGGUGACAGCACAGUCCACGCACAGCAAGGAGAUCAUCGAAGGAGAGUACAACACGGUGUUGCUGGCAAUAGGAAGAGAUGCUUGUACGAAAAACAUUGGCUUAGAAACCGUGGGGGUGAAGAUCAAUGAAAAGACUGGAAAAAUUCCUGUCACAGAUGAGGAGCAGACCAACGUGCCUUACAUCUACGCCAUCGGCGACAUCCUGGAGGGCAAGCUGGAGCUGACCCCCGUGGCCAUCCAGGCGGGGAGGCUGCUGGCCCAGCGGCUGUACGGCGGCUCCACCGUGAAGUGUGACUACGAGAAUGUCCCAACCACGGUGUUCACGCCUUUGGAGUACGGUGCCUGUGGCCUUUCUGAGGAGAAAGCUGUGGAGAAAUUCGGGGAAGACAACGUGGAGGUCUACCAUAGCUUCUUCUGGCCGCUGGAGUGGACAGUGCCGUCCAGAGACAACAACAGAUGCUACGCGAAGAUAGUCUGUAAUCUCCAAGACAGCGAGCGGGUCGUGGGCUUCCACGUGCUGGGGCCCAACGCCGGAGAAGUCACACAGGGCUUCGCGGCUGCUCUCAAGUGUGGGCUGACCAAGAGGCAGCUGGACAGCACGAUCGGCAUCCACCCCGUCUGUGCAGAGGUGUUCACGACGCUGUCGGUGACCAAGCGCUCCGGGGCCAGCAUCCUGCAGUCCGGCUGCUGAGGUUAAGCCCCAGUGUGGGUGCUGCCGCCCACCCGAGCCCCCGCGGUCCCUUCCCUGGAUCCGAGACGGAGGCUUCGGGAAGGCACCAUCGGGUGCCCGCCGGCCACGCCGGGGCCCUCGCUCAAGGGCAGGAGGUGGUGGCGGAAGGAGGCAGCAUCGCACUGGGGUCACACAGACUCGGAGCUGGCGCGCGGCGGGCACCUCAGGGUGCGUCCAUGAGGUCACCAGCCUCAAGCCCGCGGGUAGGCGGUGACGGAACGCUGCCGCGUCCUUCAGCUCAGCCCAGCCGCUCCUCGGCGGUUUUCUUAGGCUCAUCCUCGAGCUGUCUCACCUUGAUUGUAUUCUCCUUUCCUCUCCCUGGGGCUAGUGAUGCCAGCAGCGAAGACUGUUGGCAGUCGGUUUCUGUCCAAACGCAAGUCAUGGCUGCAGGGUCCCACGGUGUCCCGCGUGUGGCUUGGGCCCCCUUGGAACCUGCACAGCGUCGCACGAGAGACAGUGCCCUGUGAUUGGCUAGCAGGUCCUGUUCUCCUGGCCUGUCCAGCAAGGCCUCCGUGAAUAAAUUGGAUUCCAAAGCAGGGACAGCAGGUGGGGGGCUCGCCGCAUGGGCCCGAGUGCUGCACGUGCGGGCCGCAUCGCUGGCCGUGACGGUGGCUGUUCGUGUCGGAGGGACCGGGCUCCUGCCAUCGCCGUCCGCGCAGACGCGAGGGCCGGCCGUCUCCCUGGAUGCGGGUCACGCCGCUGUCUCUGUGAGCGGACGUCGUCUGCAGUGGAAAGCGCUUGCUUUGCUUCACGCUUCUGGUUCUGUUCAGCGGGUUAAACACGGGACGCUGCAGCUUGGUGUUACGUGUCUCUCCCCCGUAGGAAGCAGGCCUUUCUGCACUUAGCGUGUGCGGGCUCUGGGCGGUUCACUUUUUCAAGGAAGCUGUUAAUAGCCUAAGUUAUUAUUUUUGAACACAGGUGGAUGUGAAGGAUUUUUACCCCCAAACCAGAUUUGGACCUUUUCUGUUAAAUGGGCGACCGAGUCUGGCGGGCCCGUCGCGUAGGGCUUCUCUCGGGUGAAUCCCGCCCGGGCGGAGCACUGCGCUGCACACGCCUGUCCUGUCCAGCCUGUCACCGCCCACUGUACUGUGACUCCUGAAAUUCCAUGUAUUUUUAUUACAAAUCUUUGGAAAAAAGAAAAACCAGGAACCAUUAAAAGGUGUUUGUACCUA
Molecule: messenger RNA, 3107 nt
Organism: Chinchilla lanigera (long-tailed chinchilla)
Lineage: Eukaryota; Metazoa; Chordata; Mammalia; Rodentia; Chinchillidae
Gene: Txnrd1
Product: thioredoxin reductase 1
Exons: 16
Coding region: 403-1896 (497 amino acids)
Biological process (GO): cell redox homeostasis; glutathione metabolic process; cellular response to oxidative stress
Cellular component (GO): cytosol; mitochondrion
Molecular function (GO): thioredoxin-disulfide reductase (NADPH) activity; flavin adenine dinucleotide binding; glutathione-disulfide reductase (NADPH) activity
Source: RefSeq, a predicted model, not a curated record